AUGGACGCGGAAAAGGCCUCAACGAAUAAGCCCAUGCAUCCAGACGAUAUCACAGCCGGCAACAAUGGUCGCGGUCACAUCCGACAGGACGAUGAGUCCUCGGACAUGAAGGUGGCAGAAGUUCUCGAUGCCUUUGGUAAUGAGGAAGGUGCCGAAGUUCAAUACAAAACCAUGACAUGGUGGCAAGGAUCAUUCGUGAUGAUUGCUGAGAAUAUCUCACUUGGUAUUCUUUCUCUCCCAGCUGUGCUGGCCAAAAUUGGUCUCGUCGGUGGUCUCAUUACUAUUCUCGCCUUGGGUCUUUUCACCACAUAUUCUGGUUACGUCUUGUGGCAAUUCAAGAUGAGAUAUCCUCAGAUUACAAAUUAUGCAGACAUUGGUGGAGUAUUGAUGGGACCCAUCGGAAGAGAGAUCUUUGGUGUUGCUUAUGUCAUCUACUGUGUUUUCUGUAUGGCAUCGCAUAUUUUGACUUUCACAAUUGCUAUGAACGUUCUCACCAACCAUGCAACUUGUACCAUCGUCUGGGGUAUCAUUGGAUUGGUUAUCUUCAGCUUCCUUUCCUUGAAUAGAACGCUCAAAAAUGUCUCAUUUUUGUCCAUCAUCUCCUUCACCAGUAUCCUCUCCGCCGUAAUGCUCACCAUGGUCGCAUUAGGAGUAUCGCCACAAGCGGCAUCCGACGCCAUGAGAGCCACUUACCCAGCAUCCUUCCCAUCAGCCUUCAACAGUGUUUCCAACGUCGUUUUCGCAUACGGUGGUCACGUUGCCUGGGUCAGCUUCAUUGCCGAACUCCGCGACCCCAAGGAAUUCCCCAAGUCUCUUAUCCUCCUCCAAGCCGUCGAUAUCACUCUAUACUUCGUCGCCGCUCUCGUCAUCUACCGAUAUGCCGGUGUGGAUGUUGCCAGUCCAGCCCUCAACAGCAACACCCCUCUGAUCCGCAAAAUCGCAUGGGGAAUCGCAUUGCCGACCAUCAUCAUCGCCGGAGUCAUCUUUGCUCACGUCACCAUCAAAUACAUCUACCUCCGCCUCUUCUCCGGAACCAAGUACCUGAACAGCAGAGGCUGGAUCGCCACGGGAACCUGGAUCGGUCUCGCAGUCGGAACAUGGACCGUCGCCUGGAUCAUUGCCGAAUCGAUCCCCGUAUUCUCCGACCUCCUCGGAUUCAUCUCAGCUCUCUUCGCCUCUUGGUUCUCAUACGGUCUCCCGGGUAUCUGUUGGUUCUAUCUCAACUGGGGCUCCUGCACCCGCAGCGCCAAGAAAAUCGGCCUGAGCCUGUUGAAUUUCACCUUGAUUAUUUUGGCUUGUAUUAUGUGCUUUGUGGGUUUAUAUGCUAGUGGUUAUCAAAUGAAGCUCGACACGUCGGGAAGCACUGGAGCAUGGUCUUGCGCGGAUAAUCAAAGGUAA
Sclerotinia borealis F-4128 is the source of this 1398-nucleotide messenger RNA. Lineage: Eukaryota; Fungi; Ascomycota; Leotiomycetes; Helotiales; Sclerotiniaceae. The record is from the annotation of a GenBank genome assembly.